AUGGCCCCUUCCAGCGAUAGCAACAACACUCCUCCUUCCUCUCCAUCUUCUUCACCUAGCCCCUCUUCCACUUCUUCUUCUCGACCACCGACCCCGGAGUACCCAGCAGGGUUCUCCCCUCAGAGGUCAGAACUCCCGCCGUGGUACAACAACGGCGGCAAAUUGUGGAGCUACAGCAACCCUACCUGCUACACUCCCUCACCCCUUACCAGCGCAGAGGGGGACCUGAAGAGCCUACUAAUCGGCUCAGCCAUCGGCUCUUCCAGCUUCGACGACCGUUGCAGCUGGUGGGUCGUGACGGCAACGUCGCGGAUGAAGGCCUCCCCCACCGUAUCCACCUCUUCAACUGCCAGCAAGAUUUUGGAAGACAUCAGUGGCGGCAGCAAGAACGAUGACGCCCCAGAAUCGUCGUGGAAAGCCCAUCAGCCGGAUCUCCACCAAGCAGCCCCCGGCGGCGAUGACGAAGUCACCAGUAGCGUUAGGAAGAGUAGCAGUAGCGAAGCCGAUGAAUAA
Panicum virgatum (switchgrass) is the source of this 513-nucleotide messenger RNA. RefSeq names its product putative protein TPRXL. The transcript has a single exon. Bases 1 to 513 code for a protein of 170 amino acids. NCBI's taxonomy places the organism in Eukaryota, Viridiplantae, Streptophyta, Magnoliopsida, Poales, Poaceae. The record is from RefSeq and is a predicted model, not a curated record.